Molecule: messenger RNA, 651 nt
Organism: Staurois parvus
Lineage: Eukaryota; Metazoa; Chordata; Amphibia; Anura; Ranidae
Source: the annotation of a GenBank genome assembly
AGCAGCAAAGUUUCUCGCGAUACCCUCCAUGAAGCUGUGAGGGAGGUUCUACUGGGGGCAAGAAGGAAGAAGAGAAAGUUUCUGCAAUCCGUGGAACUUCAAAUCAGCCUGAAAAACUAUGACCCCCAAAAGGACAAGCGUUUCUCUGGCACCGUCAGGCUAAAGUCUACACCAAGGCCCAAAUUCUCAGUAUGCAUUUUGGGAGAUCAGCAGCACUGUGAUGAAGCUAAGGCUGUGGAUUUACCCCACAUGGAUAUUGAAGCUCUUAAGAAACUUAACAAGAACAAGAAGCUAGUGAAGAAGUUGGCUAAGAAGUUUGAUGCCUUUUUGGCUUCUGAAUCACUUAUCAAGCAGAUUCCUCGUAUUUUGGGACCUGGUUUGAAUAAAGCAGGAAAAUUUCCUUCUUUAUUGACUCACAAUGAGAACAUGGUGGCCAAGGUUGAUGAAGUCAAGUCCACCAUCAAGUUCCAGAUGAAAAAGGUCCUGUGUUUGGCUGUGGCAGUUGGUCAUGUCAAGAUGACCGAGGAAGAGCUUGUGUACAACAUCCACCUUGCCAUUAACUUCUUGGUAUCUCUACUAAAAAAGAACUGGCAGAAUGUGAGGGCCCUGUAUAUCAAGAGCACAAUGGGCAAACCACAACGUCUGUACUAA